Molecule: messenger RNA, 345 nt
Organism: Sclerotinia sclerotiorum 1980 UF-70
Lineage: Eukaryota; Fungi; Ascomycota; Leotiomycetes; Helotiales; Sclerotiniaceae
Exons: 4
Coding region: 1-345 (114 amino acids)
Source: RefSeq, a predicted model, not a curated record
AUGGAAUUAAUCUUGUGGACUCGUGUCGCCAGGAAGAAAGCGAGGGUUCCUGCGCUGCGAAGGGAGAAACAAUUCCUCAAGAAGAUGGUAGUACCGCUCUGGGCUUCCAGUUGCCAACACCAUACAGGCGGCGUGGCUAUUGCAACAGGUGCUGUCGUCGACGUGGCAUCCUGUAUAAAUGGAAGUCUGGCUGAAGGUCAAGAAACAACUGUUAAAAGCGUUGGUGUAGAUGCUCUUGGUGCGCUGAUAGACGGAAUAGGCGGCGAAUAUGACGGACAAGCACUUAGGCAACAGUUCAAAGCUACCAAGACUUUGCCUGUGGUCCCAAAAGGACACAAUUGCUAG